Saxophila tyrrhenica is the source of this 633-nucleotide messenger RNA. RefSeq lists its product as uncharacterized. The record is from RefSeq and is a predicted model, not a curated record. Gene Ontology annotation, biological process: cilium assembly. Lineage: Eukaryota; Fungi; Ascomycota; Dothideomycetes; Mycosphaerellales; Extremaceae. The coding region runs from base 1 to 633 and encodes 210 amino acids. The transcript is spliced from 2 exons.
AUGGCCAACGCUCCCCAGCUAAGCACAAACGAUCUCUCCGUGUUGAGCGCAAUCUUCGAUCCCGAAGGGACACCAUCAGAGAUACCCUACCAACCAUGCUCGUUUGCCUCAAGCACUGUUGCAGAUACCGAGGAGCCUUCUGAGAGUGCCAUUCGAACCACAAUUGCCGCUCUAGAUGACCUUCUCGAUGAGUACCCACGCUACGCUUCAGCAUACAACAACCGUGCGCAAGCUAGGCGCAUGCUUGAACGCUGUGGAGAUGCACGAUACUCUGCCGAAGACACGAGGCUCAUCUUGGAUGACUUGGACGUCGCCAUUCGCCUAGCUUCCCAAAACAACACUUCGGCGAAGGAGGCCAAAGUAUUAGCCGCAGCCCAUACACACCGCGGCCACUUGUUAUACAGAGCAUCGAAAGAUCAGAGCCUUGCCGGACCCCUUUCAGCGACAAACGGGCGAUCAAUAUCCGACAGCGGGACCCUGGAGGAGGAGGCCAGCAAAGAAUUUGCGCUCGGUGGCCGAUACGGGAACAAGAUUGCAAAGCAGAUGGCGGUCCAGACAAAUCCAUACGCGAAGCUUUGUGGUCAGAUGGUGAAACGGGCAUUGAACAAGGAGUAUCAAGAGUGUAGUUCAUAA